AUGUCCGCAAUUGCACGAAAUGAGGUGCAAGAUUCCUCAUCGCCGCACCACGACGUGCCUCAACAUGCCGCAACUACUGCCGCUACUCCUCAAGAUCUUCAGAUCAUUUGGAAAUGGAACGAGUCUGUUCCAGAGACGGUGGACGGCCGUAUCCACGAUCUCAUCACACAGAAGGCGCAAUUGCAGCCCGAGGAGCAGGCUGUCUGUGCUUGGGACGGAAACUGGAGCUAUCGCGAGCUUGAUGAGCUCUCAACUAACCUGGCACACCGACUCGUCCGCAUGGGCGUCGGUCCUGACAUCAUUGUUCCCCUAUGCUUCCCAAAGUCAAAAUGGACCCCGAUUGCCAUGCUUGCUGUCAUGAAGGCUGGUGGUGCAUCAGUCGUUCUCGAGACAAGUCUACCCAGCGACCGGCUAUAUAGCAUUGUUCAACAAGUCGAACCGAUUUUAAUACUUUCCUCCUCUUUGACCACUGAGCUUGCCGGCCAGCUCACCACACGGCCAGUCGUAGUUGUCGACGAGGCCAGUACCACCUUCGAUGUCACUAGCAUAUUACCAGAGGUGCAGCCAUCGAACAUUCUCUACAUUGUCUUCACUUCUGGCAGUACCGGUACCCCCAAGGGCACUAUAAUUACCCACUCCAACUUUUGCAGCGCUAUUCACCACCAGCGGGCCAUAUUAGGCUACUCCAGUUCCUCGCGAGUGUACAAUUUCACCAAACACUCCUUUGAUGUAACUUGGUCUGAUUUCAUCUUCACCAUGACUGCUGGUGGCUGCCUCUGUAUCCCGUUGCAACAAGAAGCUAUGAGCAACCUUGCUGGCUCAAUAUUAGCAUAUAACGCAAACUUCAUAAAUAUUACACCAUCAGUUGGUAGCAUGAUACGGCCAUCGGAUCUAAACGGCACAUUAAAGCAAGUAGUUUUCGCGGGUGAGGCUCUGCCAAGCCAUCAAGCUUCGGAGUGGGCACAACAUACCCGCGUCAUUAAUUUGUACGGCCCGGCCGAAUGUACAGUCGGGGUUACUUUGGCCGUGAUGGGCGACAUUGCCAAUGUAGACUCUUUUUCCGCCACUAUCGGCCACAGCAUUGGUUCGUGCAGCUGGAUUGUCGACCCGUCCUGUCAUGAUAACCUGUUGCCUGUUGGAGCCGUUGGUGAAUUGCUAUCGGAAGGUCCAGUUGUGGGAGCUGGAUAUCUUGGCAAUGCUGAGAAAACAGCUGCAGUGUUCAUCGAGAGCCCAAAAUGGCUGGUGGCUGGACCACCAGGUGGCCCGGGACGCCCAGGCCGAUUAUACAAGACUGGUGAUCUUGUACGAUAUGAGGCGAAUGGACAACUUGCUUACAUAGGCCGAAAAGACCUGCAAGUUAAGAUCAACGGUCAGCGUGUGGAACUAGGAGAUAUUGAACAUCAUGUGCGAAAGCAUGUCGCUGAUUGCACGGAUGUGGGGGUGGCCGCCGAGCUUGUAACUCCGCGCGACAGCGAUAGACCUCUGCUCACUGCCUUCCUGCAAAUAUCGACACCAGCUGCUAGACAAGGUAGAGACGGGCUAGAAGGGGAGUUGAGGAGAGUCAUCAAUGGACUCAACAAUCGAUUGGCCGCCCAUAUACCGGCAUAUAUGAUCCCUUCUGUUUACGUCCCACUAGAAGUCUUUCCGAAGAAUGCCAAUGGCAAGAUGGAUAGACGCAAAUUGAGGGAAAUAUGUGAGACCUCUUCAAUUCAGGAGCUCAUGGCCUGGGGCUCGCCUCUUCCCGAGAAGAAAGAGCCAACCACGCGCAUGGAGUUCCUUCUACAAGGCCUCUGGUCUUCUGUUCUUGGCCUUGAUAUCGGUAAUAUCGGUGUCAACGACAGCUUUUUGGGACUAGGCGGGGAUUCCAUUGCAGCCAUGAGAUUAGCUGGAGCCGCACGAGAGCAUGGUCUGUCGCUCAGUGUCGCCGACAUCUUCAACCACUCGGUACUGCACGACAUGGCAGGUGUCAUUGGUGAGCUUUCCGAAACUGGCAGCUUCAUCCAGCCCUUCGAAUUACUGAAAGACCAUACUGAGAUGGGAGUGAUGAGAAGCCAAGUUGCUGGCGCCUGCGGAGUCAACGCAGCUGAGAUUGAGGACGUCUUUCCCUGUACGCCUCUCCAAGAGGGUUUAAUCGCCCUGACAGCGAAGCAUCCAGGUGACUACGUCUCUCGGCAUGUAUUCCAGCUGCAACCUACAGUGGAAAUGAGACGUCUCAAGAGAGCGUGGGAGGAGGUUGUAGCGACGACACCCAUUCUUCGGACACGCAUUGUCAACCUUGACCAACAAGGGCUGGUGCAGGUGGUCCUAAACCACCCCACGACAUGGGCGUCCAAGGAUGGCGAAAUGGACCUUGCAAAGUAUCAGAAAGAGGAUGGAGAGCUCACCACAGGCCUGGGCACGCCCCUGGCUCGAUUUGCACUAUUAGAAGAUUCGGAUGGUGACGACGUUAGACGGUUUUUUGUAUGGACGAUACACCACGCACUUUACGACGGGUGGUCUAAGCCGCUUCUUUUGGAGCGGCUUGCUCAGGCUUAUGCUGGCGAGGUAACGCUAGAGACUUCGCCUCAAUUCCAGGGCUUCGUAAGACACAUUCUGGACAUGCAGCAAGACGAGGCGACCAAGUUCUGGUCUGCCCAAUUUAAGGAUUCUGAGGCGCAGACUUUCCCGAUCCUGCCGUCGCCGCGCUACCAGCCGAGAUCCGAUAAGAUGCUGACGCACGCCAUCGGGGAACUCAAAUGGCCAAAGAUGAUGGGCGUGACCGCGUCGACAAUGUUGCGAGCUGCCUGGGCUAUCAUCACCUCGUGUUAUACAAAUGCUGACGAGACCGUGUUUGGUGUCACGGUGAGCGGCAGACAGGCGGCCUUGCCAGGCGUAGAGAAGAUGACUGGCCCUACAAUCGCGACGGUGCCUGUGCGGAUUGUUCUAGACAAGCGAAAGACUAUUCAAGAGCUGCUUCGUCAAAUCCAGACACAGGUCGUCGACAUGACGGCGUUUGAGCAGACUGGUCUGCAGCGGAUUCGGCGAAUCUGCCCCGAGGCUGAGCGAGCCUGUAACUUCCAAACACUGCUUGUCAUUCAGCCAGCUGCGGACCAGAAAGAAAAGGCCACUCAUGACAGUCUUUUUGCGCCUAACAGUGAUAAUGAUUACUGGUCUCUUGACGACGAAAUGGCAGAAUUCCGCACGUAUCCGCUAUCUCUGGAAUGCUACCUUGAAGAUCAAGGCGUCGUCUUGCUGACCAGAUUCGACUCUACCGUGCUGAAUGACGAGCAAGUAGCCAUCCUGACGAGGCAGCUCGAGCAUGUUGUCCGCCAGCUAUGUAACGCUGAAUCCGCUCAGACAAAGCUUGAAGACGUCGUCUUGGUCGGUCGUGAGGACCUCCAGCAAAUGUGGCACUGGAACUCGGUAGUGCCUGAUACUGCCGAUGGUGUUGUGCACGAUCUGAUUGCCAUGACGGCGAAGCAGCAGCCAGAGGCACAGGCCGUGUGCGCGUGGGAUGGGGACUGGACGUAUCGCGAGCUCGAUGAGUUAUCGACCCGCCUGGCUCAUCACCUCGUCACUCUAGGAGUCGGCCCAGAGGUCAUCGUCCCGCUGUGUAUUGAGAAGUCAAAGUGGAUGCCCGUGGCCAUGAUGGCCGUGAUGAAGGCUGGGGGAGCGUCGGUCGCCGUCGACUAUACGCAGCCGGAAGAUCGACUCAGAAGCAUCGUGAAGCAGGUAAGUCCAGUUGUGAUACUAACGUCAGUAGCCAAUCAGGAUCUCGCUCGCCGCCUGGUCCCCCACCAGUCUGUGGUGGUGGGCGAGCAACUGGUGGCGGGAGCAAUCCCACCGGCGACACGGACCAACACGCCAACGCCAACACCAAUACCGACGACGACAACACAAACAAUACCAUUACCGACAUCAACCGCCGCGGCAGAAACACCGCUGCCCGUUGUCAAUCGAUCUAAUUCGCUCUACGUCGUCUUUACAUCUGGCAGUACUGGCGCCCCCAAGGGCGUCGUCGUCACUCACGCAAACAUCACUAGCGCCAUUCGACAUCAGCGUGAAACCCUAGGAUUCACUAGGCACUCACGAGUCUACGACUUUGCAUCGUACAUGUUCGAUGUGGUUUGGUGCAAUCUUCUUCAGGGCCUCUCUGCCGGAGGCUGCAUCUGUAUUCCAAGCAACGAUGAUCGCCGCAACGACCCUCUUGGCGCCAUCACUCGUCUUGGCGCCAACACAGCCAUCUUCACGCCGUCUACCAUUCGCGGACUUGACUUGCAGUCUCUCAAGGGCCUAUGCCAUGUACACUUCAUCGGCGAGGCCCUCUCGGCUGACGAUAUUGGCGGCUUGCAUCCGGAUAGUACCGUGACUAACCUGUACGGCCCAACCGAGUGUACGACGUUUAGCACUGCCCAACAAGUCACCCGCCACAAAGCUUUAAACCCGGACAGACGUCAACGUAUAGGUAUCGGUGUAGGCCUGGGUCUGCGCACAUGGCUGGUACAGCCGUUUGAUCACUCCAAGCUUGUCCCUCUGGGAUGUGUCGGCGAGCUUCUGCUGGAAGGCCCCCUCGUGGCGGCCGGCUACCUUGGGGAGGAGGAAAAGACCGCGGCCGCCUUUAUAAACGAUCCAGCCUGGCUCUUGGAAGGAACUCCUAAUCACUCUGGUCGCCGCGGACGCCUGUACAAGACUGGCGAUCUUGCACGAUAUGAUGCAGAUGGAACCUUGAUUUUCCUCGGGAGGAAGGACUCGCAGGUCAAGAUAAAUGGUCAGCGUGUGGAACUGGGCGACGUUGAGCACCACAUCCAGUCCAGCAUUUCACAUGGACAGGACGUAAAUGUUGUAGCAGAGGUUAUGAAGCCCAGAGGCAGCAGCAAUGCGAUCCUUGUAGCCUUUCUCCAAAUUGACAUCGCCUCUGAGCCCAGAGAUGAAGAAUCUAUACAGAAUGAACUCGCAAAAAUUACAGCUGGCCUUGCCGACAGACUUCUGGUACGGGUACCGGCGUACAUGGUUCCAUCGGCUUACGUUCCUCUCAACGAAAUCCCCGUCACGCCAACUGGUAAGAUCGAUCGCCGCAAGCUUCGCGCCAUGGGCCAACAGUGGACUCUCGAGGACCUCGUGAGAACCCACUUACCCUUUUCUUCCGAGCGACCACAGCCGUGUACCAUUACCGAGAAGCGUCUGCAAAGUCUCUGGGCGGCUGUUCUAGGCUUGAAAGCUGAAAGUAUUGCCGCAGACGAUAGUUUCUUGCGCAUAGGAGGUGAUUCUAUUGCGGCCAUGAGGCUUGUGGCGGCAGCUCGUGAGCAGAACCUCACCCUCUCCGUGGCCGAUAUAUUCAAGCACCCGCUGCUGAGCGACUUGGCUACCGUAGUUGGCGAAGAAGCUGUCGGUGCUGGUGGCAAAAACGCCCAUCAAAAUGAGCCGUUUACGCUUCUGAAUCCAGCAGAAGACCUCGAAUCUCUAAAGGAGCAAAUCGCAGCUAAGUGCAAUGUCGAGGCUGGGCAAGUUGCCGAUGCGUUCCCCUGUACACCACUUCAGGAGGGCCUGCUUGCUUUGACUGCCAAGCGACCUGGCGAUUAUGUUGCCCGAUUUAUCUACCCACUGCUGCCCAGUAUAAGCCCUAAACAGUUUUUUAAAGCCUGGGAGGCUGUCGUUUCCGCAACGCCCAUCCUACGAACUCGAAUUAUUGAUCUCGAUGAGCGUGGCUUAGUUCAAGUCAUUGUCGACGGACCCAUCAGUUGGUCUCGGAAGGACGAAUUAAUCAGCCUCAAAGAUUAUGAAAUGGUUGACAGGCAGCUCACCACAGGCCUGGGCACACCUAUGGCACGAUUUGCUGUGCUUCAAGACCCAGUUGAUGGCAGUCGGUUCUUUGUCUGGACCAUUCAUCAUGCUCUCUACGACGGCUGGUCCAUUCCUCUAAUGCUGAAUCAGCUUGAAGCCACAUAUUCUUUGAAUGGAGGCAGCGUCCUUCCUUUCCCGCCUCCCUUUCAAACCUUUGUCAAGCAUAUCAUGGACAUUGAUCAGAGUAUUGUCGCCACGUACUGGGAGGAGCAAUUUCAGGGUUCUGAAGCUCAGAUUUUCCCGUCACUUCCGUCUGUCACGUACCAGCCAAUGUCAAAUGCCUUCAUCAAGCAUCGUUUCCAGGGUUUAAACUGGCCAAAGUCUGAUGUAACGCCCUCCAUGGUGAUACGGGCAGCAUGGUCACUUUUGGCUACAAAGUAUACCGAUAGCUCUGAUACUGUCUUCGGUGUUACUGUUUCCGGACGACAGGCUAGAGUGCUGGACGUUGAGCGAAUUAUUGGACCUACAAUUGCUACAGUUCCUGUGAGAGUCGCUUUUGAAUGGGCAAAGAUGACUGUAGAGAAACUCUUACGUCGAGUUCAGGCCCAAGCAGUGGAGAUGACGGCGUUCGAACAGAUGGGACUGCAACGCAUCCGGCGCGUAAGUGCGGAAGCUGAAAGAGCGUGUGGAUUCCAGACUUUGCUCGUUGUGCAUCCCGUUGAGGAUGAUAAGGAGAAGAAUACGAGUAGCCGCUGGUUUAUAAGCAGACGGGAUGAAAAUGGAGAGGACGACACUAAUGUGACUGAGUACGACACGCACGCUCUGACAAUCGAGUGUAGUCUGGAACGGCAGGGAGUGAGACUGCGUAUCGCGUACGAUGCCAAUAUCCUGGACUUUCAGCAAGUCAAGAGACUGGCCACCCAACUUGAGCACGUUAUUCGACAAUUGUGCAUCCCGGAAAAUGCUAGCAAGAGUCUGUCCAGCAUCGACAUGGUAAGUGCCCAAGACAAGCGGGAUAUUUGGGAGUGGAACGACGCCUGCCCUGAGGCUCUGAACACUUGCCUUCACGAUAUGAUUUCGAAGACAGCUCAGAUGCUCCCGGAUGCUUUGGCAGUAAACGCCUGGGAUGGUGAUUUCUCUUAUCGCCAGCUUAACGAUUUAUCUACUUGUCUUGCCCAUCAUCUCGCUAGUAUUGGUGUCGGUCCCGAGACUAUUAUUCCCCUUUACUUUGAAAAGUCUAAGUGGACCCCAAUUGCAAUGCUGGCUGUUAUGAAAGCGGGCGGCGCAUCAGUUUUGAUGGACUCACGCCAGCCGGAGGAUCGUCUUCGAGCCAUCAUAGACCAGAUUAAGCCUGUUGCGGUGGUAUCCUCCUCGAGCAAUGAGGAGCUGGCAAGCAAACUAACGAACACACCGAUUAUUAUUCUUAGCAGCAAACAUUUUGAGCGAGUUUGGGGUGAAAAACGUGUUGAUCAACUUCCCCAAGUCCAGCCGUGGAAUAAAGCGUACUUGAUUUUCACGUCGGGCAGUACCGGUAUACCCAAGGGUGCUAUACUAACCCAUGCAAAUGUGUGCAGCGCCGUACGCUAUCAGCAGCUUGCUCAGGGAUACACCCCGGAUGCUCGAGUGUACGACUUUACCUCGUAUGCUUUUGAUACAGCAUGGAAUAACUUCAUGCAUACUUUUACUAUUGGUGCCUGCUUGUGCAUCCCCUCCGAAAGCGAACGUAGAGACGACCUUGCUGGAUCCAUCAGGCGAUUCAAGCCUACAAUCCUCGACAUCACCCCAUCUGCCGCGACGGCCUUGCAGUACAGCACUAUUCAGUCUCUGCGCACGUUGAUUCUAGGUGGCGAGAGACUAUCUCCAGAGUAUGCCGAGAGAUGGAGAGCACUUGUCGACUUGAAGCUAUGCUACGGACCGUGUGAGUGCACACCCACGGCAACUGUUGCCACUGUUGAUCGCAGUAUUCAUGGCGAACCGACGAUUGGACGUGGGAUUGGCAUGCUGUGCUGGAUUGCCGAUUCCAAGAAUCAUAAUACACUUGUUCCAAUUGGCGCAAUCGGUGAGCUUGUCUUAGAAGGCCCUCUCGUUGGCCACGGCUAUCUAGGCGACGAAGCAAAGACUAAUGCAGUCUUUAUUCAUAACCCUCCGUGGCUACUGCGCGGCGGGGCUGGAAAGUCUGGACGUGGUGGUCGCCUUUACAAGACUGGUGACCUCGUGAGGUAUAACUCUGAUGGUGCUCUUUUAUUUGUCGGCCGAAAGGAUGCUCAGGUCAAGAUAAAUGGUCAGCGAGUCGAGCUCGGCGAAGUUGAGAAUCACAUGGCUCGCCAUCCACUUACGCGCCAGUCUGCGUCUUUGUAUCCCAACUCAGGUCCUUGCGCAAAGAAGCUGGUUGGAGUCUUCAGUUUGGAGAACAUUCAUAGGGCUGAUAAUACCCCCCCUAUCGAACUUGUUGGGGCAGAUGAUGGUACUGCGGUCCAGGACCACAUUCACGCGUUACAGGGUCUGUUGGGUGAGGCUCUGCCCUCAUACAUGGUCCCGUCUGUUUGGGUUGCUCUCAAAGACAUCCCCUUGAAUCCUUCAGGCAAGCUCAAUCGACGCGCUGUCGAGGACUGGUUGCUCCGAAUGGACUCGGAAACGUUUGCCAGAAUCAACAAUACGGGCUUCGCGCCUGCAGCCCGUGAGCCCAGGACAGACUCUGAGCGUAUCCUUUGCGACGCUUGCAGCGUUAUUUUGAACGUCCCUCUUUCCGAGAUAAACCUCCAACGCUCCUUUGUUGCUAAUGGCGGCGACUCCAUCUCGGCCAUGCGUCUCUCGUCCUACUGUCGCGUCGCCCGCCUUAUUUUCUCAGUAAGCGUGCUGCUAAGAAGCAAAUCGCUUGCCGAUGUGGCACAGUUUUCUACAAUUGCCACAGAUACUACAGUCAAUCGCACCAAGGAAUAUCGAGAGGAAUUUGGCAAGGCCUUUACGCUGUCGCCUAUUCAGAAAUGGUUUUUCGCCCAAACACCUUCUGAAAAUGUCACUAAGGAGGACUACUACUGCAAUCAAGGGUUCUACGUGAAGAUUUUCCGCCCUGUCUUGACCAGAGACGUCUCUAUGGCCAUUAGUAUAAUUGUCAAACAGCACUCUAUGCUUCGCGCUCGGUUCGAACGUUCCCAAAGCGGUUGGAUGCAGCGUGUUCCUAAACCAGCCGAUGCUGUUUAUCAUUUUGGCUCUUCAGAUGCUCAGUCUAUACAUGAAAUCAAGGCAAGCACGAUCAAGAGCCACCAAAGCCUAGACAUUGAACGUGGUCUAGUUUUCGCAGCAGACCUAUACAAUUUACCAUCUGGAGAUCAAUAUCUAACCCUUAUCGCACACCAUUUGGUCGUUGAUCUUGUUUCGUGGCGUAUCAUACUAGAUGACCUUGAGGCCUUGCUUACUGGGAAGAAACUCCUAGACAGUUUUCCUUUCCAGGUCUGGAGCGAGUUACAAACUAACGAGGCCCAGUCCUCUAAGUUCGCGCCGGAUAGAGUCCUCUCUACUAAAAAUGUGCACAAUAACCACGCAUUCUGGAACUUCACCGAGCAUACCUCCAAUACUGCCAUGGACCACAUUGAAAAGAAGACUGAAGUAGAUAAGGCUACGACAGCCCUGCUACUCAAAGACGCUAAUACUGCAUUCAAUACAGAGCCUAUUGAUCUGAUUCUUUCCUCUAUUUGGGACGCUUUUUUCCAUGUAUUCCCUCAGCGAGAGGGCCUUACUAUUUUCAACGAAGGUCAUGGCCGCGAACCGUGGACAACAGACGUUGACUUGUCCCGCACUGUUGGCUGGUUUACGACAAUCAGUCCUAUUCACAUUUCUCGCAGCGAUGGAAACAGCCCUGCUAAUAUUACAAGGCUAGUCAAGGAUGCACGGAGGCGGCUAUCCUCUAACGGUUGGGCCUACUGGUUUCAGCAGCUAGAGCGUUCUGAAUCUCUUUUCGAAGUCGUCAACUUUGAUGACAGCGUAUCGCCGGUUGGGCCGUCUCUACCAACAUCGGUUUUAUUCGAUAUCAACGUUGUCAUUGAAGCUGGGAUAGCCAAGUUCUCUUUUUCCUGGAACCGACACCUUGCUCACCAGGACAUGAUCCAGGCAUGGGUAGAACGAGUUAACACCUCGCUGCAGUCAAUCUGCUUUGAGCUCUCCAAGAGACGUCCUGAGCGCACUCUCUGUGAUUACGAGUUUCUCAACCUUGAUUAUAGAGGACUUGACGAGCUACAUACUAACGUCUUAAGCCAUAUUGAGGCUUUAAAUGACACGCAAGUCGAGAAUGUCUACCCAUCUUCUCCCAUGGUGGAUGGAAUUCUUCUCAGUCAAAUGAAAGGGACAGGCUCAUACGAAACUUCCCAAACUUGGGAGAUACGACCUCGUGGAUCUCACGUAAUUAAUGCCGGCGCUUUAGUUGAUGCAUGGCAAGCCGUUGUCGCUCGACACCCCUCUUUACGUACCGUCUUCAUUCAUAGUAUGGAUGCCUCGGCUGCAUUUAACUCUGUUGUGCUCAAGUCCUGUCUCGGGGAUGUUGUUCUCCUCGAAAGCAACAGCUUCGAAUCAGCACUUGACAGGUUCAAGGAACUCCCCAGCAUCGACUACACGCAGGAUAAACCGGCCCAUAGAUUGGUGCUCUGCACUAUAUUAGGUGAUAAUCGCGUUAUUUGCAAGAUUGAAAUGAGCCACGCCAUUUCCGACGGCGCUUCAACAGCUAUCACAAUGCGGGACUGGGCCAAAGCCUACUCAGGCGAACUUGAUAUUGGGGAGUUUCGGAACAUUAGCCAAGGAUUUUCUCUGGCCCUUACGUCCUUGUCUAAAGCUGAUAAGAUGGCGUACUGGAAGAAGAAACUAUCUGCCAUGGAGCCUUGCCACUUCCCAAGACUGGCCGAAGCCGGAUCGGCGGCUGAUGAGCGUGCUACCGGAGUGGCUACCUUGGAACUUGGUGAUGAAACUUUCCACCACAUUCAGCGAUUCUGCGAGGCUCAGUCGAUCACACCUGCCAGCUUGUUUCAGAGCGCCUGGGCUCUUACCCUGUCUGCCUACACAGGUUCUGACUCAGUCUGCUUCGGAUAUCUGUCAUCUGGCCGAGAUUUCCCUGUUAAGGGUAUUAUGGAAUCUAUCGGUGCGUUUGCUAACGUCAUGAUAUGUCGUACCGACAUAUCUCGAGAAUGGAGUGGGCAGGACUUGAUCAAUCACGUCCACAAUCAAGUCUUGGAAGACCUUGGCUUCCAGCAUUGCUCGAUUGCUGAUAUCCAGCACGAACUAGGCCUACCAUAUGGCCAGAAUCUCUUUAAUUCUAUUAUAUCCUUCCAAAGGGAUAGUGAUAGCCUAUCUGAAGGCAUGGUGACAGAAGAUCUAGUGUUUGCUGACCUUGAAUGGGAAGAUCCGACCGAAUAUGACCUCACAAUCAGCAUCAGACACACUGACACUUUGGUCUGCUUCACAGUUGAUCACCGACUAGCCUGCGUAUCCAAUGACCAGGCGCGGAGUGUCGUUUCGCUUCUAGAAAAGGUGGUCAAAUUUCUCGUUAGCGAUGACAAAGCUACCUCUGCAGCUGUCAACAAACCACAAAAUCAACUGUCUGCAAUGGAGAACAUCAGCGAGAAAGAUUUGCAAGACAUUUGGAGGUGGAACAAAACAGUACAUGAGGUUGUUCAUGGACUCGUACACGAUAUUAUUGCGGAUGUGACCCAUAAAAACCCUCAUGCCUCCGCUAUUUGUGCCUGGGAUGGCGAUUUCAGCUAUACCGAGUUGAAUAGUAUUGCUACUAAACUCGCCCAUUAUUUGGUUACUCUGGGCAUUGGACCAGAGGUUAUUGUACCUUUAUAUUUUGAGAAAUCAAAAUGGAUGCCUGUGGCUAUGCUUGCUGUUAUGAAAGCAGGCGGUGCGUCCGUAGCUCUAGAUAGAACUCUUCCAGAGGAACGUCUACGCAGCAUUAUUCAACAGGUUAAUCCUGUAGUCAUCCUGACAUCAGCAGCAAAUGAGGAAAUGGCAAAGCGUCUUGCAGACUGUGUCACGGUUCCUGUCAGCGAUGCUCAUCUUGCGAAGUUAAGCAUGCCCUCCGGUUCCCUGCCGGAUGUCAAGCCGAUCAACAGGUUGUAUAUUGUCUUCACAUCUGGCAGCACUGGAGUUCCCAAGGGCGUGGUAAUCACACAUUCUAAUUUUUGUAGCGCUGUUCGCUACCAACAACAAGCUUUAGGUUUCAAAAGCACAUCGCGCGUGUACGAUUUCGUCAAGUAUGCCUUCGAUGUCACUUGGUCUAACUUCUUGCACACCAUGACGUCCGGCGCCUGCUUGUGCAUUCCUUCUGAAGACGAGACUUCUAAUAACAUAACCGGCUCCUUGUUAUCGUAUAAAGCAAAUUUUGCCGAUUUAACACCAUCCGUCGCAAGCACUCUGCGCCCAGCUGACCUCACCACUCUGGAUCACUUGCUAUUUAGUGGUGAGGCAUUGACAACCCAUCUUGCUGCACAAUGGGCUGAACAGGCGACUGUUUUAAACACCUAUGGUCCUGCAGAGUGCAGUGUUAAGGCAACCUUCGCUGUGGUGGGCAAAGCCGAUGCGUCUGCUGCUAGCAUAGGCACAGGAUUUGGCAUGUGCACCUGGGUUGUGCAUCCCACCAACCAUGACAAGCUUGUGCCAAUUGGCGUCGUUGGCGAACUUCUACUUGAAGGGCCUCUUGUCGGGGCAGGGUACCUGGAUGAUCCUGCGAAAACCCUAGAGGCCUUUAUCGAAAACCCGGCUUGGCUCGUUCAUAGAGCGCCGGGGCGCGGAGGGCGGCUAUAUAAGACAGGAGACUUGGUCCGAUAUAAUAUUGACGGAAGCAUGACCUUUAUAGGUCGCAAGGAUGCUCAAGUUAAAAUUAAUGGUCAGCGAUUAGAGCUUGGGGAUGUUGAGCACCACGUCUGCAAUAAUAUCGCCUACCAUGCGCCGGUCCGGGUUUUUGCUGAGGUUAUCAAGCCCCAGAAAAGCGACAAAUCCGUGCUCAUAGCAUUUAUUCAUGUCGAGGAUGGGGUAGCAAUGAAUACGUCGCAACGCGCCAAGCAGACUGGCAAGAUUACAGCUGGCUUGAACGAGAGACUUUCCACACAAAUUCCUAGUUAUAUGAUCCCAUCCGCUUACCUAUUACUGGAUGAGGCUCCCCUGACGGCAACCGGCAAGACUGACCGUCGACGUCUGCGCGAAAUUGGCCAGCAGCUAACGUUCGAAGAGAUCAUGGCGCUGAACUAUAACAGCGGAGAAUAUAAACGUCCCAGCAGUACCAUGGAGAAACGUCUGCAAAGCCUAUGGGCAUCCGUUCUUGGUGUUAAGGAGGACUCUAUCAGCGCGGAUGAUAGUUUCCUUCGGAUCGGAGGUGAUUCCAUCGGAGCCAUGAAGUUGGUAGGUAUCGCUCGGGAGGAGGGACUUGCACUUACUGUCACCAUGAUCUUCAAGCAGCCUAAGCUAUGCGAUCUGGCAAAGGUUGUCAGGCAGGUCUCACCUGCUGACUGCGAGAUCAUCCAGCCGUUCUCGCUGCUAAAGUCUGGUAUUGAUUCUGAGGCGGCUCAGGAUCAAGUUGCCAACCUGUGCCAGAUUGAUACCAGCCAAAUCGAGGACAUCUUCCCCUGUACCCCACUACAGGAAGGCCUUCUUGCACUGACAGCGAAGAGAGCUGGCGAUUACGUUGCUCAGUAUGUGCUGCCUCUGCAAAAGACGACCGAUGCCACUCGUUUUAAAAGAGCUUGGGAACAUGUGCUGCAGAUGACUCCUAUUCUGCGCACCCGCAUUGUUGACCUCCCGGACCAAGGCCUAGUACAGGUUGUGCUUAAGGAAAAUGUGUAUUGGUCUCAGUGCUCAAGCGUGAGCGAGUAUAAACAAGCAGACCAGAGGCUAGUCAUGGGUAUGGGCAAGUGUCUUGUCCGAUACGCUAUCACCGAUGUACCUGAUUACAAGCAGCGUUUCGUCUUCGUAUGGACCGUGCAUCACGCGCUCUACGAUGGAUGGUCCAUGCCACGUAUCAUGGAGAGAUUAGAGCAGGCGUACAAGGGGGAGGUGGUUCUCCGGCAGUCUCCUCCCUUCCAGCGCUUCGUUAAACACAUUAUUAAUAUCGACGAGGAGCUUGCCAAGCAAUUCUGGCAAGCGCAGUUUGAAGGAUCGGAGGCACAGGUGUUUCCUGUGUUACCAUCGCCCACGUAUCAGCCAACUGCAAAUUCAUCUACCACCCACUAUAUCGAUUGCCUGGACUGGCCCAGGACCGAUAUCACCGCAUCAACUGCCAUCCGCACAGCGUGGUCUAUCCUAGCUGCUAAAUACACAAACUCUAAUGAUGUGGUCUUUGGUGUCACAGUGAACGGUCGGCAUGCCGCUGUGCAUGAAGUAGACGAAAUGACAGGCCCUACUCUUGCAACCGUGCCUGUCCGAGUGGCCUUUGAUUGGGAGCAGACGGUUGAAUCAUGCCUCUUGCAGGUUCAGGAGCAAUUGGUAGAAAUGGCUGCUUUUGAACAGACAGGCCUGCAGAGAAUCCGCCAAAUGGGCGUCAAGGCCAAACAGGCCUGUAACUUUCAGACACUGUUGCUGAUACACCCCCCGGAAGAGGCUACGCAGCUCGAAACCCAGCUUUUUGCUCGCAAAAGAGAAGACAAUGAUGAUGAUGGGGAGGAGGAGGAGGAGGAGGAGGAUCAACUUGCCCAAUUUGACACGCAUGCCCUUACCAUUGAAUGUGACUUGGCACAGCAUGGCAUGACUUUGAGGUUUGAGUUUGAUAACAGCAUUAUGAGUCAGCGUCGAAUCGAAAAACUGGCCGGCCAGAUCGAGCACGUCCUGCGACAGUUGUGCGAUCCAGAACAAGGAAAGAAGCGGCUCACAGAUAUUGAGACGGUUAGCAGGGAGGACCUCAAAGACAUAUGGGGAUGGAAUGCUACUGUGCCGGAGACCGUUCAGACUCCGGUACACGAAAUAGUCAUCGCCAUAUCCCAGAAACAACCUGAAGCUCCUGCUAUUUGCGCUUGGGAUGGUGACUGGAAUUAUGGACAACUACACGAUCUAUCCUCGCGCUUAGCUCAUUACCUCGUACGUCUUGGGGUAGGUCCCGAAGUAAUUAUUCCUCUGUGCUUCGAAAAAUCAAGAUGGAGUCCUGUUGCGAUUCUUGGUGUUAUGAAAGCUGGCGGGGUUUGUGUGACGGUUGAUUCGAACUUGCCGGAGGAUCGCCUUGUUAGCAUCGUGCAGCAAGUCAAGCCAACACUAAUCCUUUCAUCCUCGGCGAAUAAGGACCUGGCUACGCAGUUGUCAGCCGGUAAGCCUGUGCUCGUAAUCAAUGAGGAGUUAUUACUUGCUCUGGAACCGUCGGCAUUGGAGCCCCUGCCAAAGGUGCAGCCUUCCAACACGCUAUACAUUGUUUUUACCUCCGGCAGUACUGGCACACCUAAAGGUGUGCGCAUUACGCAUUCCAACUUUAGCAGUGCUAUGCUGCACCAGCAUAGUGCUCAUAAUUUCGACAGCAUAGCCAACCCGCGGGUCUAUGACUUUGCAUCAUAUGCCUUCGAUACAUCUUGGCAGAAUAUGCUUGCCACUUUUGACUGUGGUGGAUGUUUAUGCAUUCCGUCAGAAGCCGAGCGGCGCGAUGACCUAGCUGGUUCUAUCGAACGCUUUGGAGUUACUCAUAGUGAGCUCACGCCUUCUGCUGCCAUGGUGCUACCUCUAUCAACGCUUAAGAAUCUGGAUACCCUAGUGCUUGGUGGCGAGAGGCUUCAAGAAGAGUAUGCUAAAAGAUGGGCAUCGCUGGUAACCGUCAAGAAUUCAUACGGCCCUUGCGAAUGCACUCCGACCUCUACCGUCGCAGAUGUCGACCCUGUCAAUUUCAACGGAGCAAGCAUCGGUAGAGGCAGAGGUGUAAACACAUGGGUCGUGGACACGACAACUGGCGACUCUUUAGUGCCAGUAGGAGGCAUUGGCGAGUUGAUGCUCGAGGGACCACUUGUCGGGCCCGGAUAUCUAGGAGAUCCGGAAAAGACUGCCUCUGUCUUUAUCAACAACCCGCCCUGGCUUACUCGAGGGGCUCCGGAACAUUCUGGCCGCGAGGGCCGUUUGUAUAAAACUGGUGACUUGGUCUGCUACAAUGAGGAUGGCACCCUGACAUUUGUCGGUCGUAAGGAUGCUCAGGUUAAGAUCCACGGUCAGCGCGUCGAAUUAGGCGAUAUCGAAAAUCAUAUUAUGCGCCAUCAUCUUACAAGACAAUCGGCCUGUCUGCUUCCCAAGACCGGGCUUUGGGCAAAUACACUUGUCAGCGUCUUUAGUAUCCAAAAAAUCCAGCAAAGCUUUGACGAAGUCGACGCCACCUCGGGUCAACAGACACCCUCUCUCGCCAGUGUUUCUAGCUCAACAUCGCCCGAUACCGACUUAACUAGUAGCAGCUGGAGUUCGAUAGAAGAUUCGGCUACCCCGUCAUCACAGCCCAGCACGGAUAUUGUUCUUGAAGAUCCUACUACCACCAUUCAGGAUUACAUUACAACCAUGCAAAGCAUCCUCGAAAGCUCGCUUCCUUCCUACAUGGUCCCUACCCGGUGGAUCGCGCUCAAGGAAAUUCCACUCAACCCUUCCGGAAAGCUCAAUCGUAAGCAGGUUGAAAAUUGGCUCACUGAUAUGGAUCAGGAGACGUAUGUCAAGCUUUCUAGCAUUGAUAACAACUUGAUUUGCCGGGAACCAGAAACCGAGGCGGAACGCGUUCUUCGAAAUGCGUGUAGCCUGAUUUUAAACAUACCAGCCUCUGAGAUUAAUCUUCAACGCUCCUUCGUAGCUAAUGGCGGCGACUCCAUAUCGGCGAUGCGGCUGAGCCCACACUGCCGUUCUCAUAAUGUCGUCUUCUCUGUCGCUACUUUGCUAAAGGCUAGGUCUUUGGCUGAGGUUGCUAAGCUCUCCUCAGAAGUGACAGGUCUAAUACUCCCUCGGACUGAAGACUUUGACAAACCGUUCCAUUUAUCGCCAAUUCAGCAAUGGUUCUUCAACCAGUCGCCUAAUUAUCUUGUUGACAAAGCAGGCCAUUAUUGCAACCAAUCAUUCUACGUCCGGAUCAACCAAGUAGUCAAUGUAAAGGAGGUUCGCGUCGCUAUUUCAAAAGUUGUGGAGUUACACUCGAUGCUUCGUGCCCGCUUCCAGAAGCAAGACGAUGUCUGGACCCAAAGCAUUCCACAAGCCACCGAGGCCGUCUACCACUUUGAGGCUGUCAAGCUAAAAUCCAUGAGCGAGAUGCAAUCUCUUGCAGCUCAGCGUCAACAGAGUUUAAACUUUGAACGCGGCCUCGUCUUUUCUGCUGAUCUUUGCGAACUUUCUGCAGGAGAGCAGUACCUUAUUCUCGUUGCACAUCACUUGGUUAUUGAUCUUGUCUCUUGGAGAAUAAUCUUGGACGACCUUGAGGCUCUUCUCACUGGCAGAACCAUGUUAGAAAGCCUCCCAUUCCAAAUCUGGAACGACCUACAAUAUCAAGAGGCCAAAAGUUCUAGAUUCGACCCAGACCACGUUUUAUCCACGGAGGGCGUCAGGAAUGAUUUGGCCUUCUGGGAUUUUACACCAGACACUCCGAAUGCGACACAAGAUCACAUCGACAAGACAUUUAUAAUCGAUCGGGACACCACUUCACUCACCUUAAAGGAAGCGAAUAACGCCUUUAAUACUGAGCCUGUCGACUUGCUCCUAUCAGCAGUGUGGGACGCGUUCUUUCGCAUCUUCCCAUUACGGGAUGGCCUCACAGUGUUCAAUGAAGGCCACGGCCGUGAGCCCUGGAAUGCUGAAAUUGACCUAUCUCGGACAGUUGGUUGGUUUACCACGAUGAGCCCAAUACAUGUGUCACGAAGCAUCGGUAAUAAUUCCGUCAACAUUGUGAGGCUCAUCAAGGAUGCAAGAAGGAAAUUGCCCGCCAACGGAUGGGCCUACUUUGUUUCUAGGUACCUCAACAGCAAGGGUGUCAAAGCUUUUGGUUCCCACGAUUCUGUCAUGGAGGUAGUUUUCAACUACCAUGGUCAGUUCCAACAGCUCGAACGGGAUCACUCCUUGUUCGACAGCAUAGCUCUUGAUAACGUCUCUGACGUGGGACCAAAUCUGCCCGCUUCCUCUCUAUUCAACAUCAACAUGUCUAUUGAGGGCGGACAAACCCAUGUUUCAUUUGCUUGGAAUCGUCACAUCUCUAACCAGGGCCUCAUCCGCGAAUGGAUUGAUCAGAUAGGGCCUUCUUUGGAGGCCAUCUGUAAGAGCCUUAGAAAUAGGUCCAGUGAACGAACACUCGUUGAUUACGAGUUUCUUAGUUUGGACUAUACCACCCUGGAUGGCCUCCAGAGCCGAAUCAUUCCCGAAAUCGAGAGCCUCAACGGCACGGUAGUAGAGGAUAUUUAUCCUUGCUCUCCAAUGGUGGAAGGUAUUUUACUGAGCCAAUUAAAGGAUGUCGGAUUCUACGAAACAUCUCAGCUGUAUGAGAUCAGAACGCGUGGCUCUCACGUCAUUAAUAUGCGGCAGCUGUCUACAGCCUGGAAAGACGUGAUUGCCCGUCAUCCAUCUCUGCGAAGCGUUUUUAUCGAGAGCCUAGAUUCCAGUAUGGCUUUUAACCAAGUCGUCCUCAAAGAGAUCCACGGUGAUGUUGUGCUGCUGGAGAGUGGUAACCUCGAUUCAGCGCGAGCGCUGAUGCAAAAGCUUCCCAAGGUCAAGUACCACAAGCUCAAGCCCCCUCACCGCGUUUCUCUCUGCCAAGUCCAAGAUACGAAUAGCAUACUUUGUCAAAUCGAAAUGAGCCACACUAUUACUGACGGCGCAUCCACCGGGAUCCUCAUCGAAGAUUGGGCCAAGGCCUACAAGGGCGUCUUGGGCAAAGAUAAUCUAAUCGAGACGAGCCGAGGAUUCGCGCGAGCCUUAACUUCUAGUAUUUCAGAAAGCAAAAGGUCUUAUUGGAAGAAGAAGCUAGCUGACCUUCAGCCCUGUCUAUUCCCCCAUCUAGAUAAGAUUUCCGAACCCUCAGAAGUGGUAUCCUGGUCAGUAGUAGAGAUAAACGGCGCAGACUUUGCUGCUAUCCAAAAAUUCUGCGAGACUCACUCAAUCACUCCUGCCAGUUUAUUCCAUGCAGCCUGGGCACUCACAUUGGCGUCAUAUACCGGGACACAUAGUGUUUGCUUUGGUUAUAUUGCUUCAGGCAGAGACCUACCCGUUCCGGAUAUAGGGGAAGCCAUCGGCGCGUACGCCAACAUGAUGGUCUGCCGCGCAGACAUCUCACCAGAGUGGAACAAAAAACGUUUCGUACAAUACCUCCACCACCAGGUCCUAGAAGAUAUGGGAUAUCAACACUGUUCUCUGGCUGAUAUACAGCAUGAUUUGGGCAUUAUUUCUGGACAGCAGCUGUUUAAUACAAUUAUGUCUUUCCAGAAAGAUGUUGAUGAUCUCCAAGACGGGCAUAUUAGUCAAGAACUGGACUUUAUCGAUGAAGACGGAGAUGACCCUACAGAAUACGAUGUUGCAAUCAGCAUCACCGUCGGUGCUAAGCUGGCGAAGCUGUUCAUCAACUGCCUGCCGUCGCGAUUCAGCAAUGAGCAGGCCCACCGCAUCGUGUCUCUGUUCAAGACUGCCGUCACCAGGCUGAUUAGAGACGACAUUCCUCAGAGCUAUGAGAGCACACUACGCAGCAUCGACUUGAUCAGCAAGGAUGACCUGAAAGAUAUCUGGCAAUGGAACUCAAUCGUACCUGAGGCUGCCGAUUCAUGUCUUCAUGAUCUUAUCAGAACAAGGGCGCAAAGACAACCUGAAGCGUAUGCUGUUAAUGCAUGGGAUGGUGACUGGACAUAUGGCCAGCUGGAGCACAAUGCCACGCAACUAGCCUAUCAUCUUGCAGGCCUUGGUGUCGGACCUGAUGUUAUCGUCGCUAUCUAUGUUGAAAAGUCGCGCUGGGCGCCUGUGGCCAUGUUAGCAGUCAUGAAACUUGGCGGAGCUUCAAUUAUGAUGGAUUCGUCUCAGUCGGAAAACAUUCUUCGCGCUAUCAUGGAGCAAUCGAAGCCAAUGCUGCUACUUUCGUCAAGCUCAAUCGCACCGCUCGCAGCCAAGCUUACAGAGCGGCCUAUUCUCGUUGUCAAUGACGAUCUUCUCGAAACAUUGGCAACAGCAACUGCUGUUUCUCUACCCGUUGUCCAGUCAUCAAGUAUGGCGUGCCUCAUACUUUCCUCGGCAAGUACCGGCCCGUCAAAGGUCGCGAUCUUGACACAUGCCAACUUGUGUAGCGCUGUGAAGUACCAACAAGAUGCCCUGGGAUACAAGCCUGACACGAGGGUCUAUGAUUUCAUGCCAUAUAGCUUUCAUAUAACCUGGGAGAUUUUCGCCCACGUAUUUACUAUCGGCGGUUGCCUUUGUGUUCCUUCAGAGUCUGAACAUAAAGGCGUCCUCGCGGAUUCGAUAUCCCGCUGGCAACCCACAAUCAUAAACAUUACCCCGGCAGCCGCUGCUAUGCUUUCGGACAGCACUGUCCAGUCAUUAGAGACUUUAAUAUUAUGCGGUGAACGUCUUUCAACAGAUAUGGCCAGGCGUUGGGCUCCACUGGUAGACCUAAGGUUUACGUACGGCUGUUGCGAAUGCACCCCAAUAGCUACCGUGGGUAUUGUUCGCCCGGAGGAUGCUGAUGAGCCCAGAAUUGGCAGAGGUGUCGGUGUUAACACAUGGAUUACUGAUGCACGAGAUGGCACAAGCCUGGUACCCAUUGGCAGCAUCGGUGAGCUCGUGCUGGAAGGACCAUUGGUUGGCGCUGGCUACCUAGGCGAUGCCGAAACAACGACGGCAGCCCUCAUUCACAACCCACCAUGGCUCAAUCGUGGUAGUGGCGAUCCAAAAUAUCCAGGCCGCACAGGCCGACUAUUCAGAACCGGUGAUCUAGUCCGUUAUGAUAAGGAUGGCUCCUUGACAUUUAUUGCGCGCAAGGAGGCUCAGGUCAAGAUUCACGGUCAACACGUGGAGCUAGAAGACAUAGAGAAUCACAUGGUGCGCCUGCCAUCCAUACGUCGAGCUGCUUGCUUGGUCCCUAAAUCUGGACCCUUUGCCGGCAAACUUGCUGGCGUUUUUAGUCUUGAUGGGGUGUACGAAGACGAUAGCGAUGCCGAUAAUACUGUACUUCAUCUCGUAACAAGAGACAGGGCUGAGGAAGUACAAGACAAUAUUUCGUCUCUACAGGCGUUGCUGGACAACUCAGUCCCUGUGUACAUGGUUCCAGAUGUCUGGGUAGCACUGAAGAACAUUCCUGUCGAUCAUUCCGGCAAACUGGACCGCAAGUUGGUUGAGAACUGGCUUUCUAGCCUCGAUGCAGAGAUGUCUGCCAGAAUUUCCAAUGCCGUAUCGUCAGCCAGCAGCCCAAUCACCACGACAGAGAGAGUGAUCCAGGACGCAUGCAGCCACAUUCUAAAUAUUCCUGCCAACCAUAUCAAUAUGCAGCGAUCUUUUAUCGCCAAUGGCGGUGACUCUAUAUCUGCAAUGCGUGUUAGUCCGUAUUGCCGCGCCUCUGGUAUACUAGUAUCUGUUGCGUCACUACUCAGGAGUAAAAAGCUCGUUGAUGUCGCCGAGUCUGCAACUGUUGCGAAGGGCCCUUCUCUAUCCCGGGAGGAGGACUUCGACAAGCCUUUCAGUCUUUCACCAAUACAGCAGUGGUUCUUUGCCCAGUCCCCGCCAGACAAGGUAAAUACCACACGCUAUUACUGCAACCAGGCCUUCUAUGUUCAGAUUAAGCGCCCGAUGUCCCCAGAUCACGUCUCUCUUGCUAUUCGCAAGAUAGUUCAGGAGCACUCCAUGUUGAGAGCACGAUUUCAUCUGGAUAAAACGAAAGGCUCCUGGACGCAACUGAUUCCAAAGCCAAGAGAUGCCCUCUACCACUUUGCACCUCUGCAGGCUGACACCCUUCCCGCUGUCCAGUCAGUGAUAUCUCAGCGCCACCAAGAGUUGGAUAUUGAGCGUGGGUUGGUCUUUGCCGUCGACAUGUUCACCCUCCCAUCCGGCGAGCAAUACCUUGCACUCAUUGCUCAUCAUUUAGUUGUCGACUUGGUGUCCUGGCGUAUCAUAUUAGAGGAUUUAGAGUCCCUUCUCAACGGCGGUACGGUCCUCGAAGAGCUACCCUUCCAAGUCUGGCAUAGUCUUCAGAAACAAGAAGCCCAGUCGCCAAACUUUGCACCAGAGAGGGUCUUGUCCAGCGAGGUUCACAAUGAGCUCGACUUCUGGAACUACACUCCAACCACCCCCAAUACCUUCGAUGACCAUAUCGAGGAAUCCUUCGAGGUCGACUGUGCGACAACUGCGAUUUUACUUAAAGCAGCUAACAGGGCAUUUAAUACUGAGCCAGUUGAUAUCAUUCUAGCGUCAGUUUGGGAUGCAUUCUUUAACACCUUUAAGAUGCGUAAUGGUCUUACAAUUUUCAAUGAAGGCCACGGCCGAGAGCCAUGGGGGGCUGAAAUCGAUCUAUCCCGAACUGUUGGUUGGUUCACUACAAUGACCCCGAUGCACGUAUCGCGUGAUCACACGAGGUACAACAGUGCGAGAGUUGUCAAGGAUAUGAGAAGACAGCUGCCCUCGAAUGGCUGGGCCUACUUUACCUCGCGCUAUCUCAAUGAUGAGGGCAUCAAGGCCUUUGAGUCUCAUGAUUGUGUCAUGGAAGUGCUUUUUAACUACCAUGGCCAGUUUCAGCAGUUGGAAUCCGACGACUCCUUAUUCGAGAAUGUCGCAUUCGAUAUUUUCGACGUCGGCUCUGACCUGCCCACCUCCGCACUCUUCAGCAUUAAUGCGUCCAUUGAAGGUGGCUUAACCAAAUUCACUUUUUCUUGGAACCGACAUAUCAGCCACCAGGAUCUCAUCCGAGACUGGAUCGCGCAGGUUGCUCCCUCGAUGCAGGCUCUUUGCAGCUCCCUGUUGGCCUGCGAGCCCUCACUCACUAUUGCGGACUAUGAAUUCUUGAACCUGGACUACAAAGGCCUCGAUGAGCUGCAGAAUCGUAUUCUUCCCGCCCUACAGUCCGAAACUGGCACUGCCAUCACCGACAUCUACCCUUGCUCGCCUAUGGUUGAUGGCAUGCUACUUAGUCAAAUAAAGGAUCCGGAAGCUUACAAGACGUUGCUCACGUAUGAGAUGAAACACCAUAAUAGCCUGCAGCAACUUAACAUUGAUGUUCUGGCCAACGCGUGGCAAGCCGUUGUUGCGCGCCACCCGGCCCUCCGCAGCGUUUUUAUCGAAGGUGUCGACAACAAGACAGCCUUUGUCCAGGCCGUACUCGAGACAUACCAAGGAGAGGUAAUAAUAUGUGAGGCUGAAAACAGGACAGCGGCUGUGACUACGAUUCGGAAAUUAGCUCCAGUUGACUAUCAGCGGCUCAAACCAGCUCAUCGCCUAGCUCUCUGUACGGCUAGGGAUGUCAACACAAUCAUCUGCCAGAUUGAAAUGAGCCACACAAUCGUUGAUGGCGCAUCUACCGCCAUAAUGCUAAAUGACUGGUCAAGGGCAUAUAGCGGAAUCUUGGGCACAGAAAAUUUAGGGGAGACGAACCGCAACUUCGUCCGGGCUCUCAAGUCGAGUCCUCUGGCCAACAAGAUGGCAUAUUGGAAGAAAAAGCUAGCCGGUCUUGAGCCAUGUCACUUUCCUACUCUUUCCGACGCGUCUUCACCUGGAAACUCCAUCGCUGUGGUUAGUACUAAUCUCGGAGGCGACGACUUUGCACGCAUACAGCGCUUCUGUGAAUCUGAAUCUGUUACCCCUGCGAGCAUAUUCCAAAGUGCCUGGGCGCUAUUGCUAUCAGCUUACACUAGCAAUGAUUCUGUGUGUUUUGGAUACAUUGCCUCUGGCCGUGACCUACCUAUUGAUGGCAUCGCAGAGUCUGUCAACGCUUAUGCUAAUAUGAUGAUUUGCCGCGCUGAUGUUUCGCGCCAUUGGACUCCGCGGCAGUUUGUCAAGCGUCUUCACGAUCAAGUCCUAGAGGACCUUGACUUUCAGCACUGCUCUCUUGCUGAUAUACAGCAUGACCUCCGGCUUUCUCCUGGAUACCCACUGUUCAAUACUAUUGUUUCAUUUCAAAAGGACGAUGCAGACGCGGCAGACGAUGUCGCUGUCGGAGAUUUAAUUUUUAUUGACAUGGAUCAUGAGGAUCCUACCGAGUAUGACAUUUCCUUCGACAUCAGCUAUGGCAAGUGCCAGGUGGCAUUUUCACUCGACUACCGCUUGUCUUGCCUGACAAACGAACAGGCCGAGCGUGUUAUUUCGCUGUUGAGCGCCAUCACCAUAUCAAUCGUUAGUGAAAAGAGAGCUUCAGCCACACUCGCUGCGAUUGACAUGGUCAGCCAAGGAGAUCUUGAGCAGAUCUGGAAGUGGAACUCUGUUGUUCCCGAGAAGGUGGAAGCAUUAGUACACGAUUUAAUAUCCGAAACGGCGCGUAAAUUCCCCAACGACCCGGCCAUCUGUGCCUGGGAUGGCGAUUGGACUUAUCAGCAGUUGGAUACCCUUUCCACAAAUCUCGCUUAUAAAUUAGUGAAACUCGGCGUCGGUCCUGAGCACAUGGUUCCGCUCUGCUUUGAAAAGACUCGCUGGACACCUAUAGCAAUGCUUGCAGUUAUGAAAGCUGGUGGUUCGAGCUUGGCGUUAGACACUGCCCUUCCUGAGGAGCGUCUGCGCAUCAUUAUGCAGCAGGUCAAGCCAACGAUUAUCCUAACUUCAUCAACCAGCCAGGACCUCGUGAGUCGCCUGACUACGGGCCUCGUCUUUACAGUUGAUGAGGCUAAUGUGUUUCCUCUGGAACCGCCUCCCAAUUCCGCUAUGAUUCUUUCUGAUGUGACGCCUUCUAACACGCUAUAUGUUGUGUUCACCUCGGGCAGUACUGGAACCCCAAAGGGCGUUACUAUUAAUCACGCAAAUUUUGCCAGUUCCCUUCGCCAUCAACACGGCGCACAUAACUUCAAGGCUGGUGCCCGAGUCUAUGACUUCGCAUCAUAUACAUUUGAUACGUCCUGGCAAAAUGUGCUUAGUACUCUUGAAUGCGGUGCAUGCCUCUGUAUUCCAUCAAAUUCAGAACGUCAGAACGAUUUAGCCGGCUCGUUGGAGAGAUUCCAGGUCUCCCAUGCGGAAAUGACUCCCUCAGCUGCUCAGCUUCUUCCGGCCAGCGCGAUAAAACGAUUAGACACGCUGAUUCUUGGUGGUGAAGUGCUUUCGCCCGAACUGGCCAAGUAUUGGGCCAGUAUGACAAACGUCAAGAACUCAUACGGGCCAUGCGAGUGCACGCCAACAACGACGGUGGCAACAAUUGACCCAGACAAUGUUGAAGUGCCUAGCAUUGGUCGUGGUUAUGGUGUCAAUACAUGGGUCGUGAGCACAACGGGUGAUUCUCUUGCCCCUGUGGGAAGCACUGGUGAACUGUUCCUUGAAGGCCCGCUAGUUGGUCCUGGUUAUCUCGAUGAUGCCGAGCGUACAGCUGCAUCCUUCAUUGAAAACCCUUCUUGGCUGCUGCGUGGCUCAGCAACCCAUCCCGGACGGCAGGGACGCCUGUACAGGACUGGCGAUCUUGUGCGUUACCAGCCUAACGGCAGCCUAACAUUCAUUGGCCGUAAAGAUAGCCAAGUCAAAAUUAACGGCCAACGUCUAGAGCUGGGUGAUAUCGAAUACUAUAUCAGGUCUAAUAUUACCUAUGAAGGCGACGUUCGAGUGGUUGUGGACGUGGUCAAGCCUCAAGACAGCGAAAGACGUGCUCUAGUUGCUUUCUUGGGCGUAGAGGAGUCUUCUGCAGACCUGGACAAGAUUAUCGCCGGUCUGGCUGACAGACUCGCCGCGCAAGUGCCUGCUUACAUGAUACCCUCUGCCUACAUGCUGCUUGAGAGCAUCCCGAUGACGCCUUCGGGCAAGACAGAUAGACGAAAACUCCGCACCAUGGCUGAGAAACUUACAAGAGUUGAGCUCAUGGCUCAUGGCCCGACCCAGGCGACAAGACGAGCACCAACGACGCCAAAGGAGAUUCAGCUUCAAGGACUUUGGUCCACUGUACUUGGGAUUCCACGUGAGAUGAUUAGCUCCGAAGAUAGCUUCUUGCGUAUUGGAGGAGAUUCUAUUGGCGCCAUGAAGCUUGCUGGCUUGGCGCGGGAUGCUGGCCUUUCUAUCACCGUCACCGACAUCUUUCGCCACCCAUGCCUCAGUGACCUCGCUAAAACUAUUCGCAACUCAUUCGGCAAUGAAAAUGAAGCCGUGCUGCCGUUUUCUCUGCUUUCAAGCAAGCUAGACGCACUAGAGUGGCGAGCCCAGAUUGCCCAGCUCUGCGACGUCAGCGCAUCGCUUGUUGAAGACGCAUUCCCGUGCACACCUUUACAGGAAGGCCUUUUGGCUCUCACCUUGAGACGCUCCGGUGACUAUGUGGCUCAAAAUAUCUUCGAGCUCAAGCGGGACAUCAGUAUUUCUCGCUUUCAGCGUGCUUGGGAGCACGUGAUUGCAACAACGCCAAUUCUUCGAACACGUAUUGUCGAUCUUCACACUCAAGGAUUAGUUCAAGUGGUUGUUGCAGAAGAACCGACAAUGUGGCCAGAGCCUACCAGCACCAUUCUCUACCAAGAAGCAGACAAGAAGCUGGGUAUGGGCCUGGGUACACCUCUCAUGCGGUACGCGAUCACCAAAGACUCUCAUGACCGACAUUGCUUUAUCUGGACUGUACACCAUGCCUUGUAUGACGGGUGGUCAAUGCCACUAGUUCUUGAGAGACUAGAGAUGGCAUACAAUGGAACAGUUCUACAACCACCACCGCCGUUCCAGGACUUUGUCAAGUUUAUUGGUGGUGUCGAUGACGGCGGUGCCGAAGGGUUUUGGGCGUCGCAGUUUGACCAAAUCCAGGCUCAAGCAUUUCCAUCACUACCUUCGCCAGUAUACCAGCCACGGUCAGACGCUGGUAUUUCGCACCGAAUCAAAGAUUUGGUGUGGCCAAAGACGGAUACAACCGCAUCGACUGCUAUUCGCGCCGCACUAUCAAUCCUUAUUGCAGUGCCUUCUGACUCUUCCGAUUCACUGUUCGGAGCGACAGUCACUGGUCGGCAGGCUCCAGUACCUGGAAUUGAGAAUAUGACGGGCCCAACAAUCGCUACUGUACCAAUUAGGGUGGCCGUUGACAGAGAAAGUACCGUCAGUCAACUUUUGCAUCAGGUGCAAGCCCAAGUUAUUGACAUGACGGCAUUCGAACAAACGGGUCUGCAGAGAAUUCGAAGGGUCAACGCAUCUGCCAAGCAAGCUUGCAACUUUCAAACACUAUUGCUUAUUCACCCGAUUGAGGAAGCGGGAAAAUCCACAAGCUUUCUCUACAACGACGCAGAAGACGAAGGGGACGGGGACGGAGACGAAAUUGUCGAUGACUCCUUUGCCGGAUUUGACACCCAUGCUAUCACGAUUGAAUGCGAUCUUGAGAGCAAUGGCGCGCUGCUUCGCUUCAGGUUCGACUCUCAAGUCAUCAAGAAGCCUGAAGUAGAGAAGCUCGCGGCCCGAUUUGACCUGAUUCUGCGCCAACUAUGUGACCCUGAUAUGGCUCAGGUCAAGAUUACCGAUAUUGACACGGUCAGCUCCGGGGAGCUGAAGGAGAUUUGGGACUGGAAUUCCCUCGUCCCCGAGACUAUUAAUCACGCCGUGCAUGACUUGAUUGCCGAGAAUGCCUCUAAGUAUCCUGAUUCCCCGGCCGUCUGCGCGUGGGACGGCAACUGGACAUAUCAUCAACUUGACUCUAUUUCCACACGCAUCGCCCAUCGCCUGAAUAGUCUAGGUAUUGGUCCCGAUGUUAUCGUGCCUAUUUGCUUUGAGAAGUCUCGCUGGAUGCCUAUAGCGAUGCUAGCUGUUAUGAAAGCCGGAGGCGCAUCGGUCGCUCUAGAUACCACAUUGCCUCCAGAGCGACUACGCAGUAUUUUGCAACAAGUCAGCCCGUCCUUGGUUCUGGCGUCUUCGCUGGGCCAAUCGCUCGCGAAGGGCUUGACUGAUCAACCAAUAUUGGUCUUGGGCGAAGGAUCCCAAGGAGAAUUUGACGAAAUUGCCCUACAAACGCUUCCAAAGGUUGAGCCCUGGAACAAGCUUUACCUUGUCUUUACAUCAGGUAGCACUGGUGUUCCAAAGGGAGCAAUCGUCACUCAUUCUAACUUUAGUAGCGCUAUCCAUCAUCAACAAGCUAUUACAGGCUUCAGCAGGUCUUCCCGGGUAUAUGACCUUGCUAAAUAUGCUUUUGAUAUUAGCUGGUCCAAUUUUAUCCAUACGAUGGCUGCUGGGGGCUGCCUUUGUAUACCGUCACAGCAAGAGGCUCUUGACGAUAUUACCGGCUCAAUUCUAGCUUACAAUGCAAACUUCAUAGAUAUCACGCCAUCUGUUGCCAGUACACUACGGCCAUCAGACUUGAGGUGCCUCAAAACCGUUGUUUUUGCUGGUGAGGCACUCACGAACCAUCAAGCCUCACAGUGGUCGAAGCAUGCGCGUGUGCUCAAUAUGUACGGCCCGGCGGAAUGCACAGUUAAGGCCACAUUGGCCGAGCUCGACGGAACUGCCUCGUCUUCAGCAGCCAGCAUUGGCCGCGGCGUCGGUCUGUGUACUUGGGUCGUGGAUCCUUCAAAUCACAACAAACUCUCACCAGUUGGGACAAUUGGAGAAUUGGUAUUGGAAGGGCCAAUCGUUGGAUCGGGCUAUCUUGGUGAUGCCGCAAAGACUGCAGGCUCCUUUAUUGAAAGUCCAGCUUGGCUACUCCGUGGCGGACCUGGCCACCAAGGCCGCAGAGGGCGCGUAUACAAAACUGGUGAUCUUGUUCAGUAUAAUGUCGACGGUAGUUUGACAUUCAUUGGGCGAAAAGAUGGCCAGGUUAAGAUCAACGGCCAACGCUUGGAACUUGGCGAUGUGGAACACAAUCUUGCGUCGAGCCUAAGCGCCAUGUCGAAAGUCCAGCUUGCGGCGGAGGUUAUAACGCCUCGGGAUAGUGACAACGCGAUGCUAGCUGCUUUUAUACAGUCAUCCGGACAAAUUGGUGACUUCGAGUCAGCGAUGCGCACACUGACAGCGGGUCUCAACGAUCGCCUUGCCUCCAAGGUUCCUGGAUAUAUGAUCCCUUCGGCCUACAUCAUGGUAGACAAGCUACCACUUUCCGCCACCGGGAAGUUGGACCGCAAGCAGCUCCGCGCUAUGGGGGGGAAACUGACUCUGUUGGAGCUCAUGUCUUCGACUGGGCCACAGCCAGAACGCCGGCCGCCAUCUGCUCCCAUGGAGCUAUGUCUGCAGAAGCUUUGGGCUUACGUCCUUGGCCUCAAUGCCGAAGAAAUUAGUGCAGAUGAUAGCUUCCUUCAUCUUGGCGGUGACUCGAUUCAGGCCAUGAAACUCGCCCAGCGAGCCCGAAGCCAAGGUUUCCACCUUGCUGUUGCCGACAUUCUCAUGAGCCCUAAGCUGUCGCAGAUGGCCUCCUGCCUCAAAGAUCUGAAUGGGGAGUCAGUUGCGCAUGCACUCGAAUAUCGCCGAUUUUCGCUACUGCCGCCAGAAAGCCGCCCAGAAAUCGAGCAGAUUUUGAUUGAACACGGCAUCUCAACAGAUAAUGUGCAGGACAUCAUUCCUGUUACCGACCAGCAGGCCCGAUAUCUACUUACAACUUACACAACGGCUCGUAGCGCUGUGUACUACCACACACUAGAUCAUGACGGCGAUUUCGACCUUGGCCAAAUGCAGCACGCUUGCGCUAGUCUCAUUAGGCGUCUUGACAUGAUGAGAACCGUCUUCAUCGCAUAUAAAGAUAGCUUCUUGCAAGCCGUGCUCGCCAAUCUGGAUCUAGAUAUUGGUGUGUUUGAAACCGCGACGAGUGGCUUGGAUGAAUACACUUUGGGGUUGAAAAAGCAAGAUUUGCUCUGCGAUCUGCAGUUCGGACAACCACUCACGAAGAUUUCCGUCAUUCGCCAGACACAAGAGCAGAAGUAUCGUAUUGUAAUACGCCUAUCCCAUGCACAGUAUGACGGCACGGCGCUCGCCAAGAUGUGGGCUGCCUUUGAAGACGCAUACAAGUCGGCUCCUCCAGGCGACGCAAAAACAAGCUUUUCGCAUUACAUGCACACUCUAUCACUCCUCGAUAAGCAAAAGGCGACUGAAUACUGGCGGAACAUGCUCCAGGGAAGCACUCGAACAGCCAUCAAGGACCAGACAACACAUCGUCUCGGGUAUGGGCUUGGUCCGAACAUUGUCAAGACUAUACCAGCAUCCAGUCUACAAUCCGAGGAGUUCACCUUUGCUACCGUCCUGAAGGCCGCAUGGUCGUACGUCCUCGCAAGAUAUUCAGCCACUGAAGAUGUUGUAUUCGGCAGCCUUAUACACGGUCGCAACCAGCCAGGCACACAAGACGUCUUCGGUCCCUGCGUAAACAUUGUCCCAGCCCGCAUCGUUUUCCAAGAAGACUGGUCUGCCAGGGACCUGAUUUCCACAGUCAAUUCUCAGCAAGCGGCAAGCAUACCAUUUGAGACAAUGGGUUCCCGAGACAUCAUUCACAAUUGCACAAGCUGGCCUAAAUGGGCCUUUUUCAGUUCAGUCAUCACACACCAGAACUAUGAAGACCGCCAGACGGAAGAGUCCUUGGUCGAUUUUGAUAGCGCUGACCUGUCGACGGGUGAUAUUGACAGUGUGGAGGUCUACAUCACCUCUACACCGGGCGCAGACAGCACCGAAAUUGACUUAACCUUUACGGACAACGUCAUCUCUCAUGCCCUAGCGCAGCAGCUCGCGUCGGAUCUGGCCGACACCAUCAUUCAGUUCCACAAGGCCAUGGACACAAAACUCAUCGCGCCGCGCGACAUUCGGAGCCUGCCGGCCUUGCUGCCCCUACCAGCCGACGCCAACGUCACCUUGGCUCCUCCAACUGACGAACAGAUGACGGCGCUCAAUGGCUGUCCCGCCAAGUUAAAGAAUGCUCUCAGCAGGGCCUGGAAAGAUGUCCUCGGUCUGCAAACUGUGCCCAGCGACGAAUCUACGGAAACCUUUUUCGAACUAGGUGGCGACGCUAACAAUGCCGGCCAAUUAGCCGCUCAUAUGCAACGACAAGGCUAUAAGCUCAGAAUUGAAGACGUUUUUGAGCAUCCUACGUGGUCUGAACUCCUGCUUCACGUGGGGAGGCUGUAG
Molecule: messenger RNA, 30858 nt
Organism: Metarhizium acridum CQMa 102
Lineage: Eukaryota; Fungi; Ascomycota; Sordariomycetes; Hypocreales; Clavicipitaceae
Source: RefSeq, a predicted model, not a curated record